AUGGAUGGGGACGGCAACAACGCAGUGUCCAAAUGGGAGAUCUUCAAGGCGGUGGAGAAGCACCGUGAGCUGGCAGAGUUUUUCUUACCAGGGCUAGACUGCAGCAGGGUAAUGCAGGACGAGUCCACGUUCGAUGCGGUCAACUGCGUGUUCCAGUCCAUCGCCGGCGGCAAGAAGCGUUUCGCAUAUAGUGAUUUCGAGUGGCACUAUCGCGUGACGGAGACCAGAGAUACGAGAACUCAGAGAGCGCUCGCAGACGGAGGAGAUGGACGUGGCCGCAAGCCGCCGCCAGACCCGGAUCCUCGCCAUCGGCCCAGGAGACUGGGAUACGGGCGCGCGCUGAACCCGCCGCAGGCAAACUCGCUCUUCGAGGCGGGCUUCCAGGUGAGGUUCAUAGACGACCUUCCGAACCCCGAGCACGACCAGUUCCCCGUGCAGCCCUACCUGCAGAUGAUCAGGCAAGAGAUCGACGCGUUCAAGCCGGACAUCAUGACCGCAGCCUCCAAGGGUGGCGUCUAUUUAGUGAGAUUAUGGCAGACGGGACUCUGGCUCGGCCCGUCCGUGCUGAUCAACGCCCACCCGACGUGCAUUCAGCUUCCCAAGAAUUGCCCCGUGGUCAUCUGCUCGGGCGACCAGGACGAGGUCUACAGAGUGAAGCGGGAACACUGCGACGAGCUCAUACAGACGGGCACCCAGAACAUGACGUUCCUGCUGUUCAUCGGCAGCAGCGGGCUCCUGCCCCAGGGCAUCCGGUCGCGCGAGGGCGACACGCACAACAUGGUGUCCCUGACCCAGAACGAUUGCCUGCCGCGCCUCAUGGACGCGGUGAUGGACGCCGACGGGCCCGAGGCCCACAUGAUCCGCACCUGGCGGGAUCGGCUCAGCCGGGAGCGUCUGCAGGCCGAGGGCGCGCUCGGCUACACGCCCCAGGCGCUGCAGAAGCGUUGGCAGUCCCAGGCCCAGCGGGGCCUGGAGGACCGGAAGCUCUGGGACGUGCCGCGCGGCUCGGAGGAGUUUCGGUGCGUGGAGGCCAUCUUCAAGGCGCGCUCCCGAGAGCCGCCCGCGUACAAUACUGGGCCGCAGGCGAACUGGGACAGGCGCCCCGUCGUGGCCGUGCAGCGCAUCGAGAACGGCCUGCAGGUGAGCGGCAGCGUGGUGCCUUACUACAACGCUCUGCGCCACUCCUUCGAGGACCAGCAGGUGCUGUUCGAGCCUGGGGUGCACACCAUCUGGACGUGGCACGGCGCAGACGCCACCGCCAUCGACUCCAUCAUCAACGACCCCAUGCAGGGCAUGCGGCCAUUGGCCGUGGGCACUCGCGGCGCCUCGCUGUGGGGCAAGGGCACCUACCUGGCGCGGGACGCGAAGUACGUCGGGGAGGCCGGCUUUUGUGGGCAGCGCUCCCAGGACGGCACCUCCCGGAUGCUGAUGUGCCUGACCAUGAUCGGCAUACCAUGCGCUGGCGACCCCAACCACCAGGGCCUGCUGCCCUACAGGCGCAAGCCGCACCGGUACCACAGCUCCGUGGACCACCUGUCCACCCCAGAGGUCUUCAUCGUGCAGCAGGGCGGCGCCGUGCUGCCCGCCUACGUGGCGGCGGCCGUGGCGGCGGCGGUGCUCGGCGCCGCCGCCGCCGUCCGGACGCCGCCCCUCGGCCCGGACGGCGCGCGCGCGAGCUCCGUGCCCGUCAGGACGGUGCGGAGGGUGAUCGGCACCACCUACCGGGUGCUGCCGCUGCCAGCUGCGGCGGCCGAGGAGGCCCCCCGCGCGGGCGCGGAGCCUGCGCAAAGGCUGCCGCGGCCGUGGACACCGCCGGGGAGCCGGCCGCCGUGGACCCCGCAGCUGGCCGCGCGGGCGUCGCGGGGCUCGCUCAGGACGCCCUGGGAGGCCGUGGAGCCCGGCCCGCCCGCCGCCUGGGCCACCCCGCAGCUGCGGCUGGCGCGAUCGCUGAGCCCGCGUCGCGCCGCGCAGGACGUGGCCGCCGCCGGCUGGUCGUCACCGCCGCCAGGUGGCUACGUCGUGCUGCAGAGCUCCCGCCUGCGCCGGUGACGGAUGCGCGUGCGGCCGGCGCGUAUGAGGGCGUCUGCUACCAUCUUUUGAUGGAUGGGCGCUAAAAGUCU
Molecule: messenger RNA, 2120 nt
Organism: Prorocentrum cordatum
Lineage: Eukaryota; Dinophyceae; Prorocentrales; Prorocentraceae
Source: the annotation of a GenBank genome assembly